AACCCGCAAGAGCCGCAAACGGUGCAGCCUUGCCGUAAACAAUGAGAUUGAAGGCGGCUGCUGCUGCUCUCCUGCCUUGAAUACCGGAGCGGGAUCCGCAGGAGGAUGCCUGCGGCUGCUGCCGGGAUUUAAAGCCUCCCUCGGGAAGAAGGGGCUGGAUGGCGCUUCCAUGGAGGCCGGGAGCGGGGCCGGAGCGGAGCUGCCGCCUCACCCCCCCGCUGCAGCCGCCCUGUGACUCCCGGAGCGGGGUGUGACAGGGGAGGAUAUAUAUUUUUUUCAUUUUAUUAUUUUUAUUUUUUUUUUCUUCGCCGGCUUGCAGUGCUUUGUGGCUCUGCAUUUCCCAUUCGCCGUUCCAGCAAACCCCCUCUCCGGGCACCCCCGGCGAUGCCCGGGCUGGAUGCUGCUGCCUGAAGGGAGGAGAGCGGCGGGGGGAGACAUGUAUCUUCUGGACAGCAACGAGCAGCCGCCGGCCGCCGCCGCCUCCUCCUCCUCCUCUUCUUCCUCCUCCUCAUCUCCUCCGGAGAGGAUGGAGCGGGGGACCCCCCAGAGGAAAACCGUCUACCGCAUCUCCGUGACCAUGGUGAAGAAGGAGCUGCUGGGGCCGCCGGAGAGCGGCCAUCCCGCCCGGGAGCUGCGGCGGCGAGGGGGGAGCCGAGCGCCGGGUUCUUCCAGCCUCACCAGGGCCGGGCUGCUGCUGGUGGAGGAGGAGGAAGGCGAGGAGGAAGAAGAAGAAGGUGACGGCGAGGAGCGGGACCGAGUCCCCAGCCCCUGCGGCUUCCGCAACUUCAGGACCCUCAGCACCGGGCAGCUGGAGCUGGGCCGCCUCAAGGUGCCGCGGAGAACGGGGCAACCCUUCCCCCUCGGGCCGGCCCUCGGGGGGGCCUUCCCCGCAGCUUCCCCGCAGGGGAGCGGCGAGGAACCGGCGGCGGCCACCACCUGUGGCGGGGCUGAAGCCACAGCCUCCCCCUCGGAGGAGGAUGAUGAGGGUGAGGAUGAGGAUGGGGGCCCACCGUCAGGCCGCUCGGGUGGGGCCCGGCAGCAGGCGGGGGAGCGGGGGCAGAGCCCCUGGCGGCAGCCGGGCCUGCUGCGGCGGAGCUUCAGCUUCAGGCACUGGAGCAGCGGGGGUGAGGUGCCGCGGGUGCGGGCGCUGGGCCGGGUGAGGCGACACAGCAGCUCCGGUUGCCUCCCCGGGCCCCUACCACCACCACCGCAACCACCACCACCUCCGAACCAGGGGAGCGGGCCGCGGGGCUCUCCGCUCGCCCUCCUCCCUUCCCCGGAGAAGCGGAACACGCUGGACGUGGGCGAGGUGUUGAGCCAAGGGGACCCGCUCUCCCAGCUGGAGCGCUGGGAGCGGAGCAAGAGCAAGAACCGGACUCUGGAUAACAGCGACCUGCAGCGGCUCUCCGAGAGGUUGGGCCGGGAAGGCCCCUCCGCCACCUUCUCCUCCUCCUCCUCCUCCUCUGCCGCCCACGAACACCGGCUGCUGCGCUUCUUCAGCGGCAUCUUCGCCCGCAAGGACGGCUCCUCCGCCCUCUUCGGCAGCCCCCACGGCCGCUCCCCCCGCAGCAGCUUCUCCAGGUCCAGGGCUUAUUUUAGCAGCUUGAGGAGAGCCACCGUGGACGUGCAGUCUAGCACCGAGAGCAUCAACGGGUCCCCCCACAAAGAUGCCUUUGUAAAUAGCCAGGAAUGGACACUAAGCCGAUCUGUACCAGAGCUGAAAGUGGGGAUUGUGGGCAACCUAGCCAGUGGCAAGUCUGCGCUUGUACACCGGUACCUGACUGGCACCUAUGUCCAAGAGGAAUCACCUGAAGAUAUGGAUGCAGGUGGGAGAUUCAAGAAAGAGAUAGUAGUUGAUGGACAAAGCUAUCUGCUGCUGAUUAGAGAUGAAGGGGGCCCUCCAGAGGCACAGUUUGCCAUGUGGGUGGAUGCUGUUAUAUUUGUCUUCAGCUUGGAAGAUGAGAUUAGCUUCCAGACUGUUUACCACUACUACAGCCGUAUGGCGAACUAUCGUAACACUAGUGAAAUUCCAAUGGUACUAGUGGGAACCCAGGCUUGGGAUGCCUUACUAAAAGCUGAGAUGUUUGCCAUGUGGGUGGAUGCUGUUAUAUUUGUCUUCAGCUUGGAAGAUGAGAUUAGCUUCCAGACUGUUUACCACUACUACAGCCGUAUGGCGAACUAUCGUAACACUAGUGAAAUUCCAAUGGUACUAGUGGGAACCCAGG
Messenger RNA from Calidris pugnax (ruff), 2225 nucleotides. Its product is annotated as arf-GAP with GTPase, ANK repeat and PH domain-containing protein 2-like. The transcript is spliced from 8 exons. The record is from RefSeq and is a predicted model, not a curated record. Lineage: Eukaryota; Metazoa; Chordata; Aves; Charadriiformes; Scolopacidae. Gene Ontology annotation, cellular component: nucleus. The annotation marks the transcript as partial. Gene Ontology annotation, molecular function: GTPase activity; GTP binding.